Messenger RNA from Cucumis melo (muskmelon), 1115 nucleotides. Its product is annotated as putative HVA22-like protein g. The transcript has 6 exons. Bases 275 to 1006 code for a protein of 243 amino acids. The record is from RefSeq and is a predicted model, not a curated record. NCBI's taxonomy places the organism in Eukaryota, Viridiplantae, Streptophyta, Magnoliopsida, Cucurbitales, Cucurbitaceae.
CUAAACAAAAUAUCUCAUUGUUUUGUUUUCAGUUUUUUUGGUCCUUUGACCAAAUUUUAUUUAAUAAACCCUUUGGGGGAAACCACCAACUCCGUUCCGUUCGUGGCUUCCCAUUAUCUUUCUUUCUUUCUUUCUUUCUUUUUUCUUCUCAUUUUAAAUGUUAAUAUCCCAUAAUUGAAAUUAGUUUUCUUUUUUUCCUUUUGUGUGUGUCGUCUUCAGUUCUUGGGAGAACAAAAUUUAUUUCUCUCAAGGGGUUCUGAUUUUUGUGUUAGAGAUGUUAGGAGAUUUGAUCACUAGAUGCCUCUUGAUGGCUUUUGGGUAUGCAUAUCCAGCAUUUGAAUGUUACAAAGCAUUGGAGAAGAGUAGCCGGAGCCUUGAUGUUGAAUCUUUACGUUUCUGGUGCAAAUAUUGGAUUCUUGUGGCUAUUUUUACUUUUUUUGAGAGAUUUGCUGAUGUUUUAAUAGCUUGGCUCCCUUUGUAUGGUGAAAUGAAGCUGGUGUUUCUUGUCUACUUAUGGCAUCCCAAAACCAAGGGAAGUGGGCAUAUAUAUGGAACAAUGUUGCAACCAUAUUUGAUGAAGAAUGAAGCAGAAAUAGAAAGAAUGAUGGUGGAAAUGAAAGUGAGGGCUUGGGAUUUGAGUUAUGUCUUUUGGACAAAUUUCUCUGAAAUGGCUCAUUCUUCCUUCCUUAAAAUCCUCAAAUGUGCUGCUGAUUUCCAAUCCACUAAGUUUAAGAACUCCCCAUUCCAACUUCAGAGAAUCGAUCAGCAACCCCAACCGCCGACGGUAUCGCCACUGCCACCGAAAAAAUUGCCGUCGUUUUCCGCUCGAGUCGCCGAUCAGAUGAACGAAUCUCCAAGAACAAAUUCGGAGAUGGAGGAAGUAGACGAUGGUCAAUCUCCGGACUUCGGCGAAACAGAGAGUUCCGUUAAUGAAGAAGAUAAACCUGCAUCUCCUUAUCCUCCAUCGGGUCGAGCUCGAUUAAGGCGAAUUAAACCACAAUCAUAGAGAGGUUUGUAAUUGUGAGAAAAAGGCUGUACAAAAGAAAAAUGAAAAUCGAUGGAAUCCAGAGGGAAACUGAAAUUGAAAUCGAAAUGGAAAUAUUGUUGAUGAGAAA